Ceratosolen solmsi marchali is the source of this 1283-nucleotide messenger RNA. Its product is annotated as trypsin-3-like. The transcript has 6 exons. Gene Ontology annotation, biological process: proteolysis. The record is from RefSeq and is a predicted model, not a curated record. Gene Ontology annotation, molecular function: serine-type endopeptidase activity. Bases 195 to 1283 code for a protein of 362 amino acids. NCBI's taxonomy places the organism in Eukaryota, Metazoa, Arthropoda, Insecta, Hymenoptera, Agaonidae.
UUUAUCAGAUGUCUUGUCUCCCUCUCGUUUACGAUUUUUCUGUUUUACGGAGUAGGCGCUUCUAAUUAUCUUUUACCUAUAAAAAGCAAGCGAAGCCCAUACUCAACUCAAUAGUCGCACUACGAAGUCGGCACUCGACACAUCUAUAAAGGUGUUUAUCAUUUUUAAUUCCAUAACUCACAAAUCUUGCGAACAUGAUCUUCUGGGUCGUAAUUACCUGUUUGUGGACUGCAGUAUUCGGCCAACUCAAAGACGGCUCCAUCGUCUUUCCUAGUAACAAUAUUAUAAAUCAUGCACCAAGCGCUGCAUCAAAUCCUAAUCCAAGUUUAUCAAUAGUUAACGCUGAUUCAGGAAAUUGCAAGUGCGUUCCAAUUGGAACAUGUCCACCUGGCGGAAUCGGUGAAUUUAUUGACGUUCGAAUCGUUAAUAAUGGCUUACUCCCGGGUAACUGUCAGUUCGGCAACGUGUUGUGCUGCCCAAAUAAUAGCACGACCACGAUGGACUCGACCUGCGGCAUUAGGAAGAUCACGCCAACGCCACAGCCGGUGGUAGGUCAAACGAGUUUUGGCGCUUACCCCUGGCAUGCGAUCAUCAUUACCAAGCAGGAGCUCUACCUCGGCUCCGGUGUCCUCCUCGACUCCACCCACAUCGUCACAGCCGCCCACAAGGUCAACGCCUUUGUGAAUAACCCGACAAUGAUACUGGUGCGUCUGGGCGAAUGGAAUACCCAGAAUAACAACGAGCCCUAUCCAAGUAUCAACCUAAACGUUGCCAAAAUUAUAAUUCACCCGAGCUUCAAUGCUAAUAAUUUGGAAAACGACGUAGCCGUUGUGAAGCUUAACGGCAUGGCGCCUAUCGCGUCAUAUCCAAACAUCAAUACAGCCUGUAAGCCUUUGAAGCCGCCGGCAAUUGGUACCAGAUGUUACGUAUCCGGAUUGGGAAAGAAUGCAUUUGGUGCUAACGGAAUGUAUCAAAGUAUUAUAAAAGAAGUGGAUGUACCGAUACUUGAUAUUAAUGAUUGUGAAAAUUAUCUUCGACAAACGAGAUUAGGAGCAAACUACGUCCUUAACAAGAAUACAUUUAUAUGCGCUGGUGGAGAAAGUGGAAAAGAUGCAUGCACGGGCGACGGUGGUGCUCCACUUGUUUGUCAACGGAACAAUCAGUGGGAAGUCGUCGGUCUCGUCGCUUGGGGAAUUGGCUGCGGUACUGCGGGCGUUCCUGGUGUCUACACCAAUUUUUAUAACUUCUUAAGCUGGAUUAAUCAGACUAUUGUAAAUAUGUAA